Molecule: messenger RNA, 2724 nt
Organism: Trichechus manatus latirostris (Florida manatee)
Lineage: Eukaryota; Metazoa; Chordata; Mammalia; Sirenia; Trichechidae
Gene: IFTAP
Product: intraflagellar transport associated protein
Exons: 8
Coding region: 358-1092 (244 amino acids)
Biological process (GO): spermatogenesis; acrosome reaction
Cellular component (GO): 9+0 non-motile cilium; cytosol
Molecular function (GO): intraciliary transport particle A binding
Source: RefSeq, a predicted model, not a curated record
CGAACAGCUAGGACAUAUUUCAGACGCGGACUAGCCUCGUUCAGAAUUCUGGGAAUUGUAGUCCUUUUUUACUUAAAGAUUUACCACUCGUCAGCAGAAAGAACUACAUUUCCCAAGAACGAGUACCCUGUGGCAUGCGUGGUUGAGAUAGUUUGUUGCUCCAGGAGUGGAGAAGCGUAGGACGGCUUUCUGAACAGAGACGUGAAAAGUGCGAAGUGUUUAGAUGGGCGCCAAGGCGGAAAACUAGGGAAUGGGAGAAAGGUAAUAUUUUCUGAAGCAUUCACUCUUACUGACAAGUAUUGUCCGAGUUUUCCUGAUUGCUCUGAAGUAGCAGGUAAAGUGGCCUCGUGAAUAGGAAUGCCUGCCAAAAUAUCAGGAUUGGAGAUUAUGGAUGAAGAUCGGUUAAUUGAAGAAGUCUUGGAUAAAUUUGUUAAUUGUCAUGAGCAAACAUAUGAAGAAUUUCUGAGCACUUUUACUCAUCUUUCAAAAGAGGAUAAUGGGACCAAAAAGGGAGCGUUUGGAACCGAUUCUUUAGAGAACGUAUUUACCUCAGUAAAAUUUGCUCAUAAAAUGGAACCAAAUGACCACCAUCUUAGAAAUAAAACCAUCUUUCUUCGUACUUUAUCACAAUGUUCGGAAGAAGAACAGAUCAUGAUGGACGAAGGCCAAAAAGUUGGCAGCUCUUUUCAAGGUGAUCUGAAUCGGGCAGGAAAGGUGAAGGUAGACAAUUUCCUAGAUUUAGAAGAUCUGGACAUGGAUGAAGAUAUUAAGCCCCAAAUGAGCAAGGAUUUGCUGCUGCUUCCAGGGGAGGUGGAACAGUACAUCAGCACCAGUGCUCCUUCUUACAUUCCUUCGGUGGACCAGAUUCUUACCCCUGAAGUAAAGCCAAGUACUACCACAAACAGAGCUGGCAAACCCAUGGAAGAGCUACUCGGAGAUGAAGUUCAUCCCUUCUCACUUGAUGAAGAAUUUGAUUAUGACAAGGUGAUGCUAACCCCCAAGUUUACUUCUGCAGAAAUGGACACCAUCAAACAGCUAUCCAAACAAAAGAAAGAGAACCCCAAUGGAGACUUAGAGGAACCCCAUGACUGAUUCACUAAGGCAACUUUGUAUUUGUUUUUAUUUUGCUCUUGUUCAAACAGAAUUAGAAUAAAAAAUAAACCUGUAAUCCCUUUUGUGUAAUUUUAUAUGUGUGCAUUCAUGUAUGAGAAUCAUUUGUCAAUAAGGAGAUACAGUGACCAAUAGGACUGACGAGGUCUCUACUCUCACUGAGAUCUCUUGUGCCAUAUAUUGCUGCAUUCCAUGGUAGGUGUUGAUGGAGGUGGGAAGUGGGACAGGAAGCAAUACCUACUGAAGGGUCUAUUUUGAUGAGAGUACUGCUUUAGGUGCUCUGAGGAUUGUAACAAAGAGUAAAGACACGAUCCCACCUUCUGGAGGGGGAAGAACAAUUGCACAUAUAAGUCACAUUGUAGCAUGUAGAGAGGAAGUGAUUACAUGGGGAAGACACUGGUUGCACCUGUGCAGAGACAGUGGUACAUACAUAAGUGCUGAGAGAGAUUGGGUUUCUGGGAUUGAUUGGGCAAGGCUUCACUGAAAAGCCAUCUAAGAAUUGAUUAUAUGUCAUUUAUUAAAUUCUUAACCCUUUAUUAUUACUAUUAAGCCAGAUGUGAUGAUAGUUCAAAGCACAAGGAAUGAUCUAUCCCCAGAAGCUUCAAAUAUAAUUUGAGAAGACAAGACAGAAAACAACUAGAGAAUGUAAAGCAUAUUAUGAAGUGCUAAUUGUGCAGAAUACCCAUAAUUGCAUUAAGGGAAGGGGAAAAGAGGGGUAUAGGUGCAGAAAAAAGGGGAGUAGUACGGAUGAAGUAGUUUUUAUUACUGAAGGGAUCAGUAACAAAUCAGAUAUACGUACUCUUAAUUGAUUUUCAUACAGACCUGUGCUUGUAUGUGUGUGUACUUGUGUGUAUGUAUGCAUAAAAAUUGCCAUUUAUAUUAUCUACAAAGGAAUGCUCUUGAUUUUGUAUUGGGGUAGAGUCAAGUGAUUUCCACACCUAUUUUUCUUUAUUCAUCCAACAGACUUUCAUAAAAUACCAUUUAUGUGCCAAGCCUUGUGCUAGGCAAUGGGGGAGGAUACAAGUAAAUUAGACAUGGGCUAAUUUAUUGGACAGGACAGAUAAUCCAGUAUAAUACCUACUAGCUGCAUGUAGCUGUUCAGCACUUGAAAUGUGGCUAAUGUGACUCAGGAGCUGAUGUUUAAAUAUUAUUUCAUUUUAGUUUAAAAUAAAAAAAUUUUGAUUCAGUUACUGUGAAACUAAGAACAUUUGGAACAACUUGGGUAUGUGAAUCUCAACUGUAAAUUUUAUGAAAUCUAUUCUAAGUACAGAUCACUUAUUUUUGAUGAGAACUUAGUGUCUAAAUUAAACUGUGCUGUAAAUGUAAACUGCACAUUGGAUUUCAAAGAAUUAAAAAAAAUUAAAGUAUCUUGUAUAGUGUCACUAUGAGUCAGAAUCAACUUGAUGGCAAUGGGUUUGUUGUUUUUUUUUUUGUUUGUUAUUUUUUAUGUUGAUUACAGAUUGAAAUGAUGAUGUUUUGGAUAUACCAUGUUAAGUAGAAUGUUAAAGUUCAUUAAUUUUACCUUUUUAGUGAGGCUACUAGAAAAUUUAAAAUUACACAUGUGGUUCGCAUAUUUUUAAGUGAUAGCAUAGCAGUAGAGGGUAAUCCAUGUUG